CGGCGACCAACUGAAGCGAGGCAGGUCGGUCUUUUACCCCGUUUUUCGCGCACGGCGCGUCCGUCUCCUGGUCCAAAACGAUGACGCCGGUGAAGACAAAAGGCAAAUACGACGCAGGUUUCAAACUCCGAGUGAUUCACUUCGCCGAACGUUUCAGCAACCGUGCAGCUGGCUCGAAAUUUGGCCUCAACGAGUCCACGAUCCGAGGCUGGCGUAAAGUGAAGAACAGCACGUCCGCCGCUCCGCUCCAACAGUCAUGCCACGGUGACGACUUCAAACUCGCCCACGGCGUUGCACCGGUAUUCGCUGCGGCCACGCCGAAGUCACCCCCAACCCCGGUGGUCGCUAAGGAGUUCAGUUACACGCCUGAACGUCAAGCGAGCCCUGGAAGGGACGUCGCGAGCGACGCAUUUUUAUACCGGAAGAAACAAGUGCGCGAACGCGCCACGAGUUCGUCUCGAAGGAGUACCACUCCGUCGCCUCAGACUUUCCUCAAAACGCAUCGGCGACCCAAACAGAGGGUCUUCGUCGGACGAUCGGAGUAUAGCAACUUUCCCGAAGUCGCCAUCCCGUUCACGGUGAUCGCGGAGAAGGCGAUCAGGGCUUUGUAUCGAGGCCCCGAGGUGGUGACGACGUCAGCGUCACGAAUGACCAACAGAGAGGCCUUCGCCGGUCUGCUGGGACUGCGGCCCAUCACGCUACACGAUGACGGAUCGUAGGCAUACUAUGCAUUUACUUAGAAGCAAUAUUCCUGUGGUAUGAAAUGAACUUUUAUCUAACUGUUAUCGAUAGGGUGGUUCUGCUGACGGCGAGAUUUAAUCUCGCGCAGAACUCGAUUCUUUUUUAAACGACGACGUGCCUUGCUGUGCCAUUACAAAGCAACUGUGGUUUUGCUACAUGUGAUUUAGUUUAUCUGUGGACUAUGCAAGGGACUACUGCAACUAUGCAAGACUAUCCAGAGGACUGUGGCCAAAUGAGAGAUGGUGCUGAUGCUUCAGCACAAACUAUACUUCCUUUUUUUUUUUGCAUCAUUUACCCAGCACGCACAGAUUUAUCUUUCAAUACCUGCUAGUUUAGCACGCGUGCUGAUCAAUGAUAGACCUUUCGAGUCACAAACGGCCACAGCUGGCUACAGAGCCUCAGAACUACGGAGAAAACCGCACCUGGCCACAAUGUUAUUUUAACUUCUUGCAUAUUUUUCUUGGACGGUUUCUUCUUUUUACACUUGCCAGAAGAGCUUGCUCAAAGUACAGAGAUAUUUUUUACAACAGAAUAACCUCAUCAUAGGGAAUGCCUUAUAUACACGCAAGCAUGUACUACUUACUCUACGAAGUUGUAACAAACAUUUUUGGUCUAGUAUAACGGAGUUACCGAAUAAAGUGGUGGUGUACUGUUCAAA
Ornithodoros turicata is the source of this 1399-nucleotide messenger RNA. RefSeq lists its product as uncharacterized. The transcript has a single exon. The record is from RefSeq and is a predicted model, not a curated record. The coding region runs from base 81 to 719 and encodes 212 amino acids. Lineage: Eukaryota; Metazoa; Arthropoda; Arachnida; Ixodida; Argasidae.